UUGAUAUAUAUUAAAUUUGUAAGUUAAGUGCAGUAACAUGAAGCCAGGACACUCAUUCUCCAAUCUUCUAAAUAUGAACCCAGCCAAGCCAGACCCAAAAUUUAUCAAUAAACCCUCCCAAAUCAAUCCACAAUAACCCCACCAUUCUCCCUUCCGCCAACACAGAAUCACUACUUUAUCCAAAACCCUCCCUAAAAACUGCCCAAAAGUUAUACUCACAAAUUCUGGGGAUGAACAAGACACAGAACGAAGUUUAGAUGAAGAGCUUGAAGAGACUGCACAGAAGGAUUUAGGAAGAAAUGAGAGUUUUUUUGGGAAGAAUUUUGUGCUGGAGUUUAAUAUAGCUAUGAUUCUUCUUAUGUUUAGAGGAAGCUUCCAGAAGUAUUUUGUGCUUAUGAUUGUUCUUGGAACUGCCUUGUCUUUAAUACAAAUCUUGGAUGAAGGUUGGUGUUACCAACAAGAAAGCUGGGAGAUAAGGUUUUGAAUAAGUUUUACAGUCAUAAUUUUGGAUCCAAGAAAAUGGAAGCUUGGAGUGCUAGCUCAUACAUUUUAUGUUAUAUGUUUUGCACAAGGAGGAGAGCACGUUGAAGGAGAACAUAAUAAAUUAGAUGAUCCCUUUGACUUCGAUAAAGUUGCUUCGAGAUCAUUCACUUGUCUCUGGUUUGCUAUAACCUGCUAUAUACUUCAAGCAAAGAUAAGAACAAUGCAUUGUGAAAUCUUAAACAGUAAGAAACAACUACAAGAAAUGAAGAAAAUUAUAAAUAUCCUUCCUUUUGGAGUGGCUGUUUGGCCAUCUAAAACUGAUGGGAAAGGAUUCACUAACGAAGAAUUCACUAGUAAAUUCAUGAAGAUCAGGAAGAGCUUAGAGGAACUUGAAGAUAUUAAUAUUUCAGUUAUUGAUAAUUCUAAGGAAGUGAGGUCAAGGAAGAGUAUUCCGAGGGAGCUGUCCUCUUUUCUGAAAGAACAGCAAGAAUUUCUGAAUGAGAAAGAGUCAAUGUCUGAGAAGGAUAUCAAGAUUAAUUCAAACUCCAGUAAAAGAAAUAUGGAGGUUGAAGGGGACGAAGAGUCAAAUAGUGAUAGGAUCUAUAAUGUAAAAACUCUUACAGUUGAAUGGGAAGGUAUUAAGUCCUACAUGCAUGUUUUUAUUGAUAAUACAGAUAUCAUUAAACUUGAAGAAGCCAAGAACAAUAUCAAAUGUCAGAAGAUAAUGUUCACUAGUGCUUCUCAUGAAUUCAGAACGCCUCUGAAUUCAAUUACAAAUUCGUUUGAUAUAGUGAAUCAUUCUUUUUAAGACCAUCUACUACUCAGUUAAGCCUUAUCUUUCCAAUCUUACUGGAAUUCAAAGUGAAGAAAUAGAUCUGAACCUCCAGACUCUCAAUAAGUUCCUUAAUAUUGGCAAGAGCUCAUCAAUGCUUCUUCAUGCACUAAUUGAGGAUGUUCUAAAUUUAUCAAAGAUAGAAGUUGGCACUUUUAAAAUUAGCCAAGAACUUUUCAGCAUUGAAGAACUUCUCAAUGAAGUAUAUGAUAUCUUCUAUGUACAGUGUGAGCAGAAGAAGCUGACAUUAUCAUUAGAAUUGACUAGUGAUGCUAGGAGUCUGCUUCUUCAUUCAGAUCGAAGUAGGAUCAAGCAAAUCUUGAUGAAUUUGAUCUCAAAUUCAUUAAAAUUUACGUUUAAUGGAAAGAUCUCAAUUCAGAGUAGAAUUAGGGAGCAUUUGGGCAAAAGCUUCGUCGAGUUUAGUGUUAAGGAUACAGGAAUUGGUAUUGAACCUGAACAACAAGAGAAGCUAUUUGAACUCUUCACAGUUGUUGGCGAUACUAAGAGUUUCAAUUCAAAUGGGACAGGUAUUGGACUUACUAUCAGUAAGAAAUAUAUCGAAGCACUAGGAGGAAAUAUUCAUCUUGAUUCAGUGUUUGGUGAAGGGACAGAUAUUAUUUUCACUAUUCCUAUUGAUAUAAAAUCUGAAAUUUUUAGUGAAGAUUCUGAAUCAGGGCAGUCUCAGUGAGACUACCAAGAAAAAGAAUAUUCAAAGCAAGAGGCUAAUAUCAUCUGAGACUCAAUGAGAAAAAUUAUCUCUGGCUCGAGAGGGAAAUUUUAGACAUCAGGUACCAAACAAUACCAUAUAUGGCAUAUUAA
Messenger RNA from Moneuplotes crassus, 2134 nucleotides. NCBI's taxonomy places the organism in Eukaryota, Ciliophora, Spirotrichea, Euplotida, Euplotidae. The record is from the annotation of a GenBank genome assembly.